This is a messenger RNA of Thermothelomyces thermophilus ATCC 42464, 2884 nucleotides long. RefSeq lists its product as uncharacterized. Gene Ontology annotation, molecular function: chromatin DNA binding. The transcript has 4 exons. The record is from RefSeq and is a predicted model, not a curated record. Lineage: Eukaryota; Fungi; Ascomycota; Sordariomycetes; Sordariales; Chaetomiaceae. The coding region runs from base 707 to 2884 and encodes 725 amino acids. Gene Ontology annotation, cellular component: nucleus.
GUACGCGUCUCCCGUCCGCUCCACUGCCUGCCAUACAACAACAGCCCCGUCUCCCUUUUCAUCGAUGCAUCGUUAAUGUAAAUGCCACCCCUUCUCCUCUGAUGCAUUGAUUUCAACAAGCGGCUUUUCCCUUCACUCGGCUGCUGCUCUCGUGCGCAACCCAGUGGGUAGACUCGGUCGCGGCAUCCCGUCUCGUCGCAGCAAUCAAUCAACACGUGCAAUUCUCACACAUCGACCUGACGUCGCAUUCAGAAGCGAGCACUACAUCGCGCCGCUUUGGCCGACUACCUCCCUGACCUACCUAUCUGUUUAUUUCACACACACGCACAUAACAAAAUCUCUCUUUCACUCGCACUCUCUCUCUCUCUCUCACACACACACACACCUAUCCGACUAUACCGAGACACGCAGUUCUGCUUUUUCAUUCAUCGCUUUCCACCAACUGCAACACAGCGUAACUGUCUCUCUAAGCUUUCUGGCCCCAUCUCACAAGUCAUUCAAAGCCGGGCCCGACUUGUUGACGCCAGCCAUUGCCGCCGCCACAUACCAGCUCACUGCAGCACCAGUUCCUGGAAGACGAUGCGGCUUUCUCGACGUCGCGGCCAUUGAUAUUCCCUCUUCCCGCACGCCCUUUCCCACUACGUCAACCGCGCCAACCAAAGAGUCAUUGUCACGCCCCCCACGUGCCUAAUGAUCUCCUCCGGCAAUGUCGACCAUUAACCGGCGUAAUCGCGGCUUGCCAUUCCUGCACCGGAAUUGGCUGAAAGCCACCAACCAUUGGAGUAAGAUGGGCAAUCGGUCUUCUUUUCAUUCACGCGAUGCUGGCGACAAGGCUGCCGAGCACGGAGACGAGGCAGAGCGCGCUGCAAAGCGCCGCCGGAUCGACAACGACUACGACGGCUUUCCGCUGUUUGAGCAAUACGGCACUGCCCAGCGGGCUCUCCGCAUCGAAGUGCUCAAGAUCAGCCACAAGGACUCACCCCGUGUCAAGAAUGGCAUUCUAAAUGGCAUCAUCGCACCCAACGUCAGGGAUGUAGUGCGCGUCAAGGCCCGCUGCAAGCUCACCAUUUCCGGCCACAAAGGCGGAGAGCCCGUCGUCUUGCACGUCGACAGCCAAGUCUGCGAUCUCCGCGUCUUCAAGAACCCUGCUGGCUCGUCCCCCAUGGCCCGCUUUUCCUCCCUCCGCCCCUUCCACAUCCCGGAGGAGAAGAUCUUUCUCGAGCGCGACGACGAUGCCGUCUUCGGCCUGGCUAACUCCUACUCGGUGCUCGUUGAGCUCGAGUCUGCCGGUGACGCCAACUGGCCGCCUGCCGACCUUGUCCCCGUCAGCGAUGAGGACACCUUCUAUAACAGGUGCCUCCCAUCCCGGCAAUGGGUGCUGACUGCCAGCAUCGCCGACCUUUUCAGCAGCCGCAACCGCAAGGAUGUCCGCCUGCGAGUGAAGAAGCAGCCGCUCGCUGAUGCUGCUACCAACUUCCUUCUAGACAUGGACGUCCGCUGGUUGACCCCCAUCUCAAGCCGGCAAAGGCCGAGGACGCACGCAAAAGACAUACUAGCCUCCAUCUCCGUGUUUGGCUCGAGCGAGGCCGAAGUACCGCUCGUCAAUGGCAACACCAAGCCCUCUACCCUUCCCAACGGCACCAAUACUCAUCGCCACGAGUCCCAAACCAACGACGAGGGCGAACCCACGCUGGAUGGACAGGCAAAUGGGACCGUGACCGACGCCGCCGAGGAGUUAGCGGAGGGCGAGCUCACCCCCAGCCGCUCUCGGCGCACGAGGCAGGACAUCAACUACAACGUGAAGCAGAUGUGGAACAAUGCGGUUGGUAAGGAGACUAAGAAGCGGCGGAAACUGGGCGACGAGCACGGCCAGCUCGACGAGCACACCAUCACGUACCUCCUUCCACCAGAACAAGUCCAGACAGACAAGUUUGCCUGCCUGCUUUGCGGAGCCGAAAAUGACAGGCUCAGCCAGCUGCGUGCCCACUACCUGAGUCACCCGCAGUAUGAUUUCUGCUUUGAGUUCAAGCCCAAGACAGGGUAUUGUGUCACCGUAAAGCCGAAUGCUAGCAACCACGGCUCUCCCUUGAGGCCGCGGGUGUACCAGCUUGGUCUACCGGUCAAGCCUCUAGACCUGGAUAAGUACGUGGAUGGGGAUGACUCGUGGGUCACCUCCCGCCUCGGGCCAGAUAACGGCCGCGAACUCUUCCGAGACACCGCUCCGCAAGGAGGCCGCACAGUUCUCGUCCCCAAAACCAAACAACCACUCUUCGACCCUCUCAGCAAAGUUCAACUCCAGCCCGGCACCCCCGUUCCCCAGCAUGAGAUCGACGACUCGUGGCUCUUGCUCAAACAUCGCGACAACCUUCAGGACUUCAUCGACCUCAACGCGGCCGAGAAGGAGUAUCUGCAGACAUGGGACGCCUUCAUCCUGCGCCAGCACAUCUCCUCUCCGCAGUACCUCCCCCGCUACUUCCUGCGCUUUGUGCGCGAGAAGGCCAGCUGGCUGGUCGCCAAGCGCGCCCGCGCCGACGAGUUUAGCAAGCACGUCGCCACCCUCCUCGCCCGCCGCGUGUUACCGGACGCGGCCAUCUUUGAGGCGACGCAACUGCUGAAUGAUGCACGCAGCCGGCGUGCUGCCGUCGGCGAACAAAACCAGAAGGAAGCGGAGGACGAGGGGGAAGGGGCAGAUGGUCUGCAGCCCUCCAAGAACAGGGUCUCGGGCGGGUGCUGUACCGCAUGUGGAGAACCGGUGCCCGUGGUGGCCAUGCUGGUUUGUGCGAACAAGGGAUGCGAGAAGCGGCUUUACCAUGACACAUGCGUGGAGGACCCGGAGGCGGCCGCCGCAAAGGGGAGGAAUUGGAGGUGCAAGGCCUGCUCGUAA